Corapipo altera (White-ruffed manakin) is the source of this 1778-nucleotide messenger RNA. It is a transcript of the gene CUNH7orf25, whose product is annotated as chromosome unknown C7orf25 homolog. Bases 115 to 1383 code for a protein of 422 amino acids. The record is from RefSeq and is a predicted model, not a curated record. Lineage: Eukaryota; Metazoa; Chordata; Aves; Passeriformes; Pipridae. The transcript is spliced from 2 exons.
GGUGCCGUGUCCCCGCCCGGCGGCCCCGGGGGAGGUGCCGGCCGGGCCGAGCAGCCACACGCCACGCCGGCUCGGCCGAGGGCUGUGGCCGCUGGGCUGAAUAAUGUUUCCAACAUGUCUGUGCAGUCACUGCUUUGUGAAAGAAUUGCUGUUGCCAAAGAUUUGAUCAAGAGAGCAGAAGCCCUUUCCAAGUCCCAGAAAAGGAGAAUAGAAGGUGGGGCAAAACUAUGUAGCAAACUGAAGGCUGAGCUAAACUUCUUACACAAGGUGGAGGCAGGGAAAGUGGCCAUUAAAGAGUCCCAUCUGCAGAGUACAAAUCUUACCCACCUCCAAGCCAUUAUUCAGUCAGCAGAGAAUCUGGAGGAUGUUGUCAGUGUCCUCCAUGUCUUUGCUUAUGAGGACAGGUUUGGAGACAAACAGACCCUGGUGGUAGAUGUUGUUGCAAACGGAGGUCACACAUGGGUGAAGGCCAUCGGUCGGAAAGCUGAGGCCCUGCAUAACAUCUGGCUGGGGAGAGGCCAGUAUGGUGACAAAAGUGUCAUUGAGCAGGCAGAGGACUUCCUGCAAGCAAGCCGUCAGCAGCCAGUGGAGUACAGCAAUCCCCACAUCAUCUUUGCGUUCUACAACAGUGUGUCCAGUCCUAUGGCAGAGAGACUCAAGGAGAUGGGAAUAUCUGUGAGAGGAGAUGUUGUUGCUGUGAACUCACUGGUGGAGCCAUCUGCAGGCAGCGAGCACCCUAGCGCCAGUGAAUCAGAUGAAGAAGGCCCUGAACUCCUGCAGGUAACCAGAGUGGACCGGGAGAAUUUAGUGGCCAGCAUAGCUUUUCCUACUCAGAUCAAAGUAAAUGUCUGCAAUAGAGUUAACUUGGACAUCACUACCUUAAUAACCUAUGUCUCUGCUCUGAGCUAUGGAGGCUGCUACUUUGUCUUCAAAGAAAAAGUGCUGACAGAGCAAGCAGCCCAAGAAAGGAAGGAGAGAGUGCUGCCUCAGCUGGAGGAGUUCAUGGAGGGAAAAGAGCUCUUUGCCUGUGAAUCUGCUGUCAGAGAUUUUCAGUCCAUCUUGGAAACGCUGGGAGGACCUGGGGAGAAAGAGCGAGCUGCAUUGCUUGUUAAAAGGAUUACCGUGGUGCCAGAUCAGCCAUCUGAGCGUGCCUUAGGACUAGUGGCUAGUUCAAAAAUCAACAGCCGUUCUCUAACCAUUUUUGGGACAGGAGACACUUUGAAAGCCAUCACCAUGACCGCAAAUAGUGGGUUUGUGAGGGCAGCGGCAAACCAAGGCGUCAGGUUCAGCGUUUUUGUCCAUCAGCCACGAGCACUGACAGAAAGCAAAGAAUCUGCUGCCACACCUUUACCAAAGAGCUGCCCAUCUGAUAAUGGACUAUAAGUCAUUAAAUGAGUUAGUCAUGGAAAUACUGUAGGUGCUGCAGUGGAGGCUUUUUGAGAAACAGAAGAAUCAUAGCAUAGUUUUGGGUGUGUAUCAGUGAUGACAGUAAAUGUAGCAGUGGAAGAACUCCUCGAGGGAUUUGCAAUAUCUUCACUCAUUCCUUGGGGGUUUUUUGUUCAGCUGACCAUUAAUUUAUUCACUAAAGUAAUAAGAUGUCAAUGAAAAUUGUUAACUGGCUUACAGUGUAUUAAUUGUAUCCAUCCCUAUUAAAAAGUUCAGUUAAAGCACAGUUACUGUUGUGCCCUUGUCAUUUUUGUCCUCUACAGAGAGGUAAGAUCCAUCAUAGAUGAACUUUGGGCUUGACUUCUGUGGAACUUAAAUAUUGCUUUCACCUA